AUGUUCUUCUCAAAGGCUCUUGUUCUCUUGAUCGCGCCUGUGGCACUCGCCGCCGAGGCUGCCCUCACUACCGUCACAGUGACUCUGGUCCCCUCCGGUUACACAACUGCUCCCAGCUCAACCGUGACUCCCAGCUCAACCGCGACUCCCUCGUCGUCCUGGGUUCCCAUGAGCUCCCCACACGCGAGCUCGUCUGUUUCAAGCUCUUCUGUUUCAAGCUCGUCUGUUUCAAGCUCUUCUUUCGCAAGCUCGUCUGUUCCAAGCUCGUCUUUCCCGAUCUCAUCUCUCCCGAGCUCAUCUUUCGCCGUCGCCCCAAGUGUGACAUCGAAUCCUCUUGACAGCACUACGGCCUCUACCUCGGUCUCAACCAGCCCCGCAGCAGUCUUCACCGGAGCAGGCGCAUCGAACCAGUUCCCAGCCGCAGUCGCAGCAGGUGCAAUGGCAAUUGCCGGCUUCAUACUGAUCUAA
Messenger RNA from Penicillium taxi, 468 nucleotides. RefSeq names its product putative extracellular serine-rich protein. Bases 1 to 468 code for a protein of 155 amino acids. The record is from RefSeq and is a predicted model, not a curated record. Lineage: Eukaryota; Fungi; Ascomycota; Eurotiomycetes; Eurotiales; Aspergillaceae. The transcript has a single exon.